UGUUUGCUGUGCUUUGUGGGUAAUCAGAAGACAGUCCCACGCGGGUUCUUUCCUUUGGUUUCAACGUUAGGAGAGUGAAGAUGGCGGAUGGGGUCUUUUCAACGACUAAGAAGCACAAGAAAAAGAAGGAAACGCAAGUAGCCGACGAUAUCGGGGACAUUCAAGAGGCGGGAGACUUCCUUAUUAAACCAGAGUCCAAAGUUGCAUCGUUGGACACCUCGCAGUGGCCUCUGUUGCUCAAGAAUUUUGACAAGCUAAAUAUACGGACGGCACAUUACACACCUCUGCCUAAUGGGUCUAAUCCUCUGAAAAGGAACAUCCACGAUUAUGUCAGGACCGGUUAUAUCAACCUGGAUAAGCCCGCCAAUCCGUCCUCCCAUGAAGUAGUUGCCUGGAUCCGCCGGAUCCUGAGGGUGGAGAAGACCGGGCACAGUGGCACGCUGGAUCCCAAAGUCACAGGCUGUCUGAUAGUGUGUGUGGAGCGAGCAACACGCCUCGUCAAGUCUCAGCAGAGUGCAGGCAAAGAGUAUGUGGGAAUUGUUCGGCUGCACAAUGCUAUUGAGAAUGAGCUUCAGCUUAGCAGGGCAAUGGAUACCCUGACUGGUGCCCUUUUUCAGCGCCCUCCUCUCAUUUCUGCUGUUAAAAGGCAGCUAAGAGUGAGAACCAUUUAUGAAAGCAAGCUGAUUGAGUACGAUCCAGAGAAGAGGUUAGGAAUCUUCUGGGUUAGCUGUGAAGCGGGCACCUACAUCCGGACGCUGUGUGUUCACAUAGGCCUUUUACUGGGAGUCGGUGGCCAAAUGCAAGAACUGCGGAGAGUCAGAUCUGGUGUGAUGGGAGAAAAGGAUAACCUGGUGACCAUGCAUGACGUAAUGGAUGCGCAGUGGCAGUAUGACAAUAACAAGGAUGAGACCUACCUGAGACGUGUUAUCUUCCCCUUGGAGAAGCUGCUUGUGUCCCACAAACGGCUUGUCAUGAAGGACAGCGCGGUGAAUGCUAUCUGUUAUGGUGCAAAGAUAAUGCUACCUGGUGUUCUCCGUUAUGAAGAUGGAAUAGAAAUGAACCAGGAGAUAGUUGUCAUCACAACUAAGGGAGAGGCCAUUUGCAUUGCGGUUGCACUCAUGACCACGGCAGUGAUCUCUACCUGCGACCAUGGUGUUGUAGCAAAGAUCAAGAGAGUCAUCAUGGAGAGAGACACCUAUCCUCGCAAGUGGGGUUUGGGACCAAAGGCUAGCCAGAAGAAAAUGAUGAUUAAGCAGGGCUUGUUGGACAAACACGGAAAGCCAAAUGGAAGCACUCCUGGGACAUGGAAGGAGGGAUAUGUAGAUUACAGUGCUGCAAAGGCUGUUGUAGCUGAAAGUGAGCAGACGGGAAAGAGGAAGAGGGAAAGCAGCAGUGAAAGUGAAGAGGCUGCAACUUUAUCUGUACCUUCCACUCCUAAAGCUGAUGAGAGCAAGAAGAAAAAGAAAAAAGAAAAAAAAAAGGUUGAAUCAGCACCAGAGCAGAGGGAGAGGGAAAGCGAUAGUGAAAGCAAAGAGGCUGCACCUUCCUCUCCUAAAGCUGAUGAGAGCAAGAAGAAAAAGAAAAAAGACAAAAAAAUUAAGGUUGAAUCAGCACCAGAGGAGGGUGAAAGUCACAAGAAAAAGAAGAAAAAAAAGAAGCAGAAGGCAGCGGAGACUGAAUCAGAGUGAUAUUGACAGCAAAUCACCACUGAACUGUGAAGCAUCAGCAGACCUUGUCCAAUGGAAAGAGAUUGAGAGUGCCAAGAACGUCUUGGUUUCAGACAUUGCAGGAACGUGAGCUGUGAUGAGGUUGUAGCAGCCUGUCUGAUCCCUGCUGUGUCACUCGCAGCCUGUAUCUGUUCUAGCAGCUGGCACGCUGUUCUGGGCUGGCCUCCCUACUCAUUUUUUUGUUUUUAAAGGAGUAUCAGAAGUGGAAGAGUUUUUUUACCACUUUCUGAUCUAUGGUUUUAACCAACCCUGAAGGUAUAAAUCAAAACUGAAUGUGAAUAUUGCAUUGUGCAUCAGUUUGUUUUUGUCCCUUAAACUCUAUUUCUCUUUUGUGCAGUUCAUUCCAGCAAUCUUAUACUGUAAACUCAAAAUGGUUUUUGUUUUAUAUUGUAAUGGCAUUUUAAGACCAGGUUUAUUAUUUUUGUAAUGUAAAUAUAAUUGAUCAUGAUCAACCAGCAGAUAUUGCAUUAAACCUGGUGGACAUGGAA
This is a messenger RNA of Polyodon spathula (Mississippi paddlefish), 2215 nucleotides long. Its product is annotated as H/ACA ribonucleoprotein complex subunit DKC1-like. Gene Ontology annotation, cellular component: box H/ACA snoRNP complex. The record is from RefSeq and is a predicted model, not a curated record. Bases 81 to 1688 code for a protein of 535 amino acids. Gene Ontology annotation, biological process: mRNA pseudouridine synthesis; rRNA pseudouridine synthesis; snRNA pseudouridine synthesis. The transcript has 16 exons. Gene Ontology annotation, molecular function: pseudouridine synthase activity; RNA binding. NCBI's taxonomy places the organism in Eukaryota, Metazoa, Chordata, Actinopteri, Acipenseriformes, Polyodontidae.